This is a messenger RNA of Musa acuminata subsp. malaccensis (wild Malaysian banana), 2616 nucleotides long. RefSeq names its product pentatricopeptide repeat-containing protein At5g65560-like. NCBI's taxonomy places the organism in Eukaryota, Viridiplantae, Streptophyta, Magnoliopsida, Zingiberales, Musaceae. Gene Ontology annotation, molecular function: protein binding. The record is from RefSeq and is a predicted model, not a curated record.
UUUGGGACGGGUGAAUAGCCCUCGUCUUCCUCUUCUCCAAAUCCGUGGUGCAGCAGCCGCCACCGCCGCCGCCUUCCUUGCCCUUCCCGUUCCUCAAACCCGCUCCAUGGAUUGCCCUCCAGCUUCCCCUCGAGGCCCAGCACCAUCACCCCUCUCUUGCAUGCCCUCGCUCCCUCUUCCUCUUCUUCCCUUCUCCCCGCUCGCUCAAUCACUCCUUCGCCGUCUCCCCGCCCACAUCCGCAUGAUGUCGUCGCAAGAAUCCUCAAGAAAUGAUCUUUUCCGAAGCUUCGUUGAGCUCGUCAAGCGCUUCCCCGGGAAUGCUCCUUGCUCUUCCCCUCCUUCUCCUGCUGCUCAUGCUCUGGAAAUCGGCGCUGGGCCUCGAUGGCCCCACCCCUUCGAAUACGCCGCCAUGAUCGAGGCCUACGGUCGGACAGGCGACGCCGACGAGGCCCUCCGCCUCCUCCGCGAGAUGAAGGAUUCGCCUUGCCGCCCCGACGUCGUAUGCUACACCGCCGUCGUCGACAGCCUGGCUAGCUCGGGACGCGCCUCCGAGGCCCUGGAGGUCUUCGAGGAGAUGGUGUCGUCCGACGUCGCCCCGGACACCGCCGCUUUCACGGUGCUGGUCAAGCUGUACGCUUGCUGCUUGAUGCAGUUUGACGCCGCCUACGAGGUCGUUCGGUGGAUGGUGACGUGCGGCUGCGCGCCCGACGUGGUCACGUACUCCACGCUCAUCGCCGGGUUGUGCUGGGCCGGGAGGGUCGAGGAGGCGUUGGGCGUCCUGGACCAGAUGCUGGAGGAAGAAUGCCGGCCAAACGUCUAUACUUACACUCCGAUAGUUCAUGCGUACUGCAGCCGCGGCAGGGUAGAAGAAGCGAAGCGAUUACUGAACACCAUGGAGGUUGUCGGAUGCCCUCCCAACGCUGUCGCCUACAACGUUUUGAUAGAAGCCCUUUGCAAGACUGGGGCCUUCAAAGAGGUCGAGAAGCUCAUAAAAGAGAGUUCUUUGAAGGGUUGGGAGCCUGAUACGAUCACAUACAGUAUAUAUAUGGAUGGCCUCUGUAAACUGGGGAGAACUGACAAGUCAUUUGAGCAAUUAGAAGUAAUGCGUGAGAAAGGAUUGUGUCCCAAUGCUGUGACUUUGAAUAUCCUUCUUGAUGGCCUCUGUCGCAGUUCGAAGGCUUGGGAGGCUAAAUGCCUGUUGGAGCAGAGUGCCAAAUUGGAGUGGAAUCCUAGUGUUGUUAACUACAACACUGUGAUGAGUAGACUUUCUGAUGUUGGGAGAUGGCCUGCUGUUCUCAAGCUGUUUGCUGAUAUGCAUAAGAAGGGCAUUUCUGCUAACAGUUGGACAUGUAGCAUUGUGAUUCACAGCCUUUCUAAAGCAGGGAAGCUUCGUUUAGCAGAGUCCAUCUUUGAUAGCAAAGGCUUUGUUGCUAAUGUAAUGAGUUAUACUACUCUUAUUCAUUAUUGCUAUUUGUCAGGCAGGAUACAUGAUGUUCACCUUUUAUAUCACAAAAUGGCAGAGGAGAACAUCGCUCCAAGUUGGAUAACCUACUGUGUAAUGAUUAGUUGUCUCUGUAGAGAAAAAAGAUAUUUGGAGGCUAUUGGCUGUUUCUAUCGAUCCCUUAGGGAUGGAUACUCACCAGAUCUAGUUGCACAUUUGAUGUAUGAGCUGGUCCGUGGUGGAAAACUGAAGGAAAUUCUAAAUCUAUUAGAAUGGAUAUCUAGACAGGGAACGAUUGUAGAUGUGUGUAUAUUUCAGAGGUUGAUCAAGGCAUUUUGUAGGGCUGGUUCUUGUAAAAGUGCAAAAAUAUACGAUGUCUGUUAUAUACUUGACAGAAUGCUUCAGAUCAGAUAAAUGUUCUCAACAUGUUGCAUCUGCUCAACAUUAACAGUGGGGACUAUUUACCUACAAAAGGUUGUAAGGGAUUACGGAAUUUGGGGAUCAUGGCCCUGCUCAGAUCCAGCGGAUGAAAUUAAUCCACCAAUUUACCCUGGUCACCCAGGUCCUCCAAGAUCAUCACAAAAGGCCUUCCGUGAAGCCAUUGGCGGACUUGCAGAUGAGAUGGAUGGUGGCAAGCGAAAUGCUUUUGUUGUCAACCUUGAUCUUCCUAGUGUUCCUUAUCGAUAAAACUCAAAAGUUUAGGCUUCGGCUGCCAGAUGGAAUUCCUGAUCAAAUGCAAUACCUAUGCACCUCAACGAAGAGAUGAGGAACAAUUCGGUUUACAUUAGUUUGAAAGGUUCAGAAGCUAUCGGAAGCUAAUGCUUGAGAUCAUGCACAAAAAGCCUAAAACCAUGCAGUCAUGCAUUCACCUGCAAGAUGAUGAUCAUGAAUCUUGCCAAGUGAUAUUUGAAGACUCUGAUACUGCCUUCAUCCUGUAACCAUUGACACAGCCAGUGAUGCCAGAUCGAGUAGGUUAUGCAUGGGUGCAUAGUUGUGUAACAUUAACAUUUACCUGUACCCAUGUGUGCUUAUACCUUUUGUUCUAUGUUUCUACACCAUGCAUAACCUUAUCUUCUAUGUAUGAUUUGUGGAUUAACUUGUCAUCUUGCAUUUUUACUUGUGACAACUCUGUGCUGCCUUUCUAGUUGUGAUUAAAAUAAUAUCAAAUAUUAAUA